Messenger RNA from Cynara cardunculus var. scolymus (artichoke), 7999 nucleotides. RefSeq names its product kinesin-like protein KIN-12D. Lineage: Eukaryota; Viridiplantae; Streptophyta; Magnoliopsida; Asterales; Asteraceae. The coding region runs from base 1 to 7800 and encodes 2599 amino acids. The record is from RefSeq and is a predicted model, not a curated record. The transcript has 39 exons. Gene Ontology annotation, biological process: microtubule-based movement. Gene Ontology annotation, molecular function: microtubule motor activity; microtubule binding; ATP binding.
AUGUUGAGGGAUUUGAAAUUCGUGCGCCGGAAUGCUGGUAAAAACUCUGAUUCAGAGGAACCUGAAAAUGUGCCUGUAAAUGGCAAACUUCAUGAAUCAUCGGUGUCUCAGAUGGGUACCGACUCUUCCUCUAGGCCACCAUUGAAUACAAUUCAAGAACCUGUGCAAAACCCUAGUAAACGUGAUCAAGAAUUAGGGUUCAAGGGCACAAAAAUUGAUAGAACACCCACUAAAGUCAAUGGUAGUAAACAUUCAGAAUCCGGGAUGCCAAUGAGAACUCCAGAAAAACAAGGAGGUCUGGCUAGGAAUCGAUAUGGUUUGGGCUCGGAUUCAAGGAAUGAGGGGAAAAAUGUGAAUAUGAACACUCCUAGGUCAUGCAGAACAGUUGGGAGAGCUGUCAGUUCGGGCUAUUCUGAGUGUAAUUCUACACAGAAUACACCUUCAAAGAGUGUGAAUAAACCUCUGAAUCCAGGGCUGUCUCAUGGAGCUAGUUCAAGGCCUCCUGCUGGUGGAGGUGCACGAAUUAAUGGUAACUUUGCAGCCUUAUCUAGAGGAUUUACGAAUUCCUAUGCUACUGUAAAUAAAGCCGAGGUACCCCAUUUCGAUAUGAAAGAAGAUCCAUCAUUCUGGAUGGAUCACAGUGUACAAGUUUUGAUACGAAUUCGUCCAUUGAACAGCAUGGAGAUUGCUACUCAAGGUUACAACAGGUGCUUAAAACAAGAAAGUGCACAAUGCCUGACCUGGGUAGGGCAUCCAGAAACAAGAUUUAAGUUUGACCAUGUUGCAUGUGAAACUAUUGACCAGGAAACACUUUUCAGGAUGGUUGGUCUACCGAUGGUGGAGAAUUGCUUGUCAGGAUAUAAUAGUUGUAUCUUUGCAUAUGGGCAGACAGGAAGUGGAAAGACACAUACAAUGCUUGGUGAGAUAAACGAGCUUGAAAUAAAACCUAGUCCAUAUCGUGGAAUGACUCCAAGAAUGUUUGAGUUCUUAUUUGCUAGAAUUCUUGCGGAAGAGGAAAGUCGAAUUGAUGAAAGAUUAACAUAUAAUUGCAAGUGCUCAUUUCUAGAGAUCUACAACGAGCAAAUUGCUGAUCUCCUUGACCCUUCAUCUACAAAUUUGCAGCUAAGGGAGGAUGUUAAGAAGGGUGUGUAUGUGGAAAAUCUUACGGAAUAUGAAGUUCACACUGUGGGUGAUAUUCUUAGGCUUCUGAGUCGGGGUUCUGCAAAUAGGAGAGUUGCUGCAACAAAUAUGAAUAGAGAAAGCAGUCGUUCUCACAGUGUUUUCACAUGCGUAAUCGAAAGUAGGUGGGAGAAAGACUCAACGUCCAACCUCCGAUUCGCAAGGCUAAACCUUGUUGAUCUUGCUGGUUCAGAAAGGCAAAAGACAUCUGGUGCUGAAGGCGAACGCUUAAAGGAAGCGGCAAACAUAAACAAAUCUUUAUCUACUUUGGGUCAUGUAAUAAUGGUUCUAGUAGAUGGUGCUAAUGCAAGAACAAGGCAUGUUCCUUAUAGAGAUUCAAGAUUGACCUUUCUUCUACAGGACUCGUUAGGUGGAAAUUCGAAAACAAUGAUCAUUGCCAAUGUUAGUUCCUCCAUAUGUUCUGCUACUGAAACGUUAAACACUUUAAAGUUUGCUCAGCGUGCAAAACUUAUUCAGAACAAUGCUGUGGUAAAUGAAGAUGCUUCAGGAGAUGUUGUGGCUCUUCAACACCAGAUACAACUUCUAAAGGAGGAACUUGCUAUCCUUAAGAGGCACAAUGUAUCCAGGUCUUUAACAUUUGGUCCAGAAGUCAUCGAAGAGACCAGACAAGAACUUCAAAUGGACCAACUAAGAGCUGAUAAUAUGCUUGGACAUGAGAACAAAAUCCUGAGGGUUUCUUCUAAACAGCUGAAAUCCUUAGAGACUUCAUUGACUGGAGCCCUGAGGAGAGAGCAAAUGUCUGAAACUAAUAUAAAACAGCUCGAAGCAGAAAUACAGCAUUUAAACCGCCUGGUUCGUCAAAGAGAGGAGGACAACAAGUGCACAAAGAUGAUGUUGAAGUUUAGAGAGGACAAAAUCCAUCGAAUGGAGUCUCUUCUUGCUGGCUCAAUUCCUGCCGACUCUUAUUUGCUAGAAGAGAAUAACAUGCUUACCGAAGAAAUUCAGAUGAUUCGUGUAAAAGCUGAUAGGAACCCAGAAGUGACACGCUUUGCUUUGGAAAACAUUAGGCUUCUUGAACAACUCAGAAGAUUUCAAGACUUUUAUGAAGAAGGGGAGAGAGAAAUGUUGCUGACUGAAGUAUCUGAACUGAGGAAUCAGUUGGUUCUCUUUCUUGAUGAGAACUCCAAGCAAAAUCAUAUGCAAAAGGAACCUGCGCAUGACAAUAUAGAAAACAAUUCUCUUCAGUUGGAGUUGGAAAAGAGCCAGGAAGAGUUGGAGAAAUGCAGGAAUAACCUAAAUUCUUGCUUAGAGAGAAAUGCAAAACUCUGCAGGGAAAUUGCGGAUCUAAAUGCCUUACUAGAAAACCAGAAAUCUGCAGUGCGUGACCAUGGUGUUAGCGGUGGUAUUGAGGUCAUAAAGGAGCCCAUUUUGAUAGCUUCUUCUAUAGGCGGUCAGUCAAUGCAUACAAUCCAAAAGACGCCUGGAACUUGUUUGAAACAAGAGUCUAUAUUGGAAGAUCCUGUUGGUGAUGAGUCAUCUCAUACAGUUUUAAAGAAUGAAACUUCAAUGAAGUAUAUUGAAGAUGUUAUGGAUCAUCAACUGGAAGUAGACAUUUUAAAGAUAAUUCUAAAGGAAGAAAGGUCAUCUCGAGGGGAAACAGAGGAAGAGGCUUUAUGCUUAAGUAGGGAUUUGAAAUCGACAAAAGAAAAGUGUUUGUUGAUAACUAAACAAUAUAAAGAUUUGAAGGAGGAGCUUGAGGAAGCAAAAUCUGUCAUUGAGGCACUUGAGACUCAACAGCUUAUAUCUAUUAAUGAACUGGAAGAUCUUAGAAACAGUAAUCGCCAAUAUGCUCAAAUCCUAGACAUGCCACCUUCAACUGAAGCAGAAUGCGUGCAAGAAAAGUUGAAUAAGAUGCGGGAUUCUCUUGAAAGAGCUAGGAGAACAAAUACGUGGUACAAAACUGACCGUGCAUGUCAUGCAUCUAAUGAAGAAGAAAUGGAUGAAGUUCGGAAGCAAGUUGAGGCUGAAACUGCUGAGGUCAUAGUUUGUUUGCAGGAAGAACUUAGCAGUCUUCAGCAGCAAGUACAUGACGGUAGCAUGAAAGAAAGAGCGAUCAAAUUGGAGUUGACGCUUUUGGAAGAGAAACUAAAAGUAAUGACUGAAUGCAAUGAGACAUUAAGGGAAAAACACGAAGGAAAAGAAAGACAAUUGAACAGCUUAUCUAAAGAGUGGGACUUUUUGACGAAUGAGAUUGAGGAGGCUCUUACCAUGGGCCAUGAGGAACUUGAGGAUGCCUCAAAUCAUCUUGAUGCUGUUACAGUGUAUGAGCAAUUACAGAUGAUCACUAGAAGCAUCUUUGAAAAGGAGUCUCGAAUAAAGGAACUCAACUCGUGUUUAGAGGAUGCAAGAAACAAAGGCAAUGAAAUGGAGGACAUGUUGAGGGCAUUGAGAGGGGCAACUUUGGUUAUGGCUGAAGCACACCAACAUGACUGCAGUGAAAAGGAUCAAGUAAUCCGUCAAUUAUCAUCACAGUUGAGCGAGAAAAGUCAUACGAUAACUCAGUUACAUACUGCGAUCAAACAAAUGGAGGAAAAAGUCAGGAAGGCAUCUGUUUGUGCAACUGGUGCAUUUGUGAUUGUGAACAGAUUUUCUGAGAUUAAAGAUAGCUGUCUUGUAGCACUGGCACAGAAAGAAGCUGAGCUGAAUGAAUUGAAAAAUGGUCACAUGGUGAGGGACUGUAGGAGUUCAAGAGACACGGGUCGCAGGGAUGGGACCAUUAUUCUUCUGAAGAAAGAGCUAGAGACUGCCCUUGGGAGUCUUAAUGGAGUGAAAACUGAGAUGGCCAGAUUACGUUCUGAGAAAGAAGCGGUUCUGCUUUCUGAGAAGCAGAAUUGUAAAAGUAUUGAAGUCCUUGUGCCACAGGUUCUGACAUUACAAUCUGUUUUUGAUAAAUUUGAAAAGCAAAUUGGAGUAGCAAUGGUUUCGUUGGAUCACAAGAUACAAACUGUUGAAGAACUUUUACAGGAAUCAUGCAAAUCCUGCAUUCAGAAAAGAAAGCUUUACGAGCUUGAACUUAUGGAUGCAAAGGUCAAUGCAGCACAGCAAGCAGCAGAAUCUUCUUGUGUUCGUGCUAAAUUUGCAGAGGCCCAAUACACCAUCAAAGAAGCGGAUGUUAUGAUCAACGAGCUCUUGAUUGCAAUUGAAACUAUGAAGCUCGACAUUGAAGCUCUGAAGAGGAAUGAAGUUGCUUUAAUGAAUGAAAGGGAUAUGCAUAAGGAAAAUUAUGAAGUCCUUGGACAACGAUUUGAAACAGAUACUAUGGGAAUGAAGAAAGAAGUAGAGGAGCUUGAGGAUAUGAUUUUGCAGAUCCAGUCAUCAGUUGACGAAGAUCUGUUGCCAACUGCCUCUGAUUUCUUCUGCAUGAAGUCUCAGCUUCAUGAUUCAAGUACGUUAAUUCAGUCAUGGCUUGAAGACAUUUGGUCUGAGAUAAUUGCGAAGGACUGUGCUGUGUCUGUGCUCCGCGUUUGUCACAUGGAAAUACUCUUGCAAACGGUAACCGGCCUGAAUGCAGAGAAUGGUCUCCUUUACCAUGGCUUACGUGAAUCGAAUUCUCUGGUGUCGCAGUUAAGGGAACACAAUUGCAAAUCAAGAAAAGAGCUAGAAAUGUGCAGAGUGCUUCAAGGGAAGUUACUGUCUGACAUUAAGAAUAGUUUUGAUCGUGUUUUAAGGAGUACGGAAGAAACUGGGUUGUUUUCCGUCAAGCUUGACAGUUUUGAGGAAAAGAUACUAAACCUACAGCUUCUGGAGGAAGCAAUGCUGGAACGAUCAAAUUAUAUGGGAUCUGAGCUUUGUGCUCUAGUGAAGGAAAUGGAAACAAUGGAUAAAGAAGAAGAGCUUAUAUCUAUUGAAGAGAAGUCCAUGGUAGAUUUGUUAGCAAAAGAGAUUGAGCUUCUUAUUGUGUCAUCAAAACUAAAACAAAUGGAUUCACAAAGAAAUGAUCUUGAGAAAGAGAAUAACAUGGUUCUUGAAAAUUUAAAGGAGAAGAUAAUUGUUUGCAAUGUGGAUAUGCAAUUGAAAGAGUCCAUCUUGUUGGACAAAGAAGCCGAGGUUGCCUUUUUGCACAAAGAUCUUAAGGCAAAAGAAAAAGCUCUUGAGGUUUCUAUGGAUCGUAGCUUUGCUCUAGAUCAAAAAAGCCGAAUGCUUGAAAUGUCAUCAUGCAAGCUUCAGAAGCAGUUGGAAAUUAAAAAUACAGAGCUGAGAGAAAUGAGGUUACAUGAGGAGGAGAUGAAGGCAGAAUAUUGUGCUGUUUCUCAAGAGUUGGAGGAGACAAAAACUGUUCUCAAACGACAUGAUGCUAUUAACAGUUUGAGCUCAAAAGAGUGUAUUAAUUUGUUGAGUACUGUGGAUAUGAAGAGUAACAGAGUGUUCAGUUUAUUAAGUGAGAGAGUUGUCUCACUAGAGCAAAGGUUUGAAGAAAUAAACAGAGGUACUGAAAAGAUAUGUAUGGUUGUAGAAGAAUUUGAAUGUCUGGAAAUACUUGCUAAAGAGGUGGCUUCUGAAAACUUCAAUUUUAAAACUGAGUUAGACAGGAAGGAUGAAGUUCUUGAAGGAUUAGUAUUUGAUCUACGCUUGUUGCAAGAAUCCUCCUCCAAUAAGCAGGAUGAAAUUGAAGAAUUGGCAGCUUCUUUGGAGGCUUUAGAGAACGAGCUUGAUAAGAAUGAGAAAGUUGGCAAGAUCUCCAUCCUCGAGGCGGAUGUUUCAAGAGAGAGCGAGUUGGUAAAAUCAUUAUUUUCUGAGAUCCAGAUGCUGACUGAAAAUGUGAAAGAUGCUUUAAAAGCAAAAGAGAUGACUGAGGCGGAGUUGGCAGAAGUAAAGAAGGCAAAUGAGAGCUUGGAAAUGGAGUUGGUUCAAUUGGAAACUGCUCUAGACGAAAUGAAAACCUUUGUAGAAUCUAGGACAAGUGAUUACAACACUGUUAGUUGUAAGAGGGAUGCUCUCCAUUCCGAGCUUCUGGAUGUGAGGAAGGAGUUAGAUAUGGCACAAGCCCUUGCUGAAGAAAAUGAGGCAAUUGCUACAGAAGCCAAACAGAUGGCUGAGACAAGUAGACAGUAUGCUCAAGAGAAGGAAGAGGAGGUCAAACUAUAUGAGAAAUCCGUGGAAGAGUUGGAAUGUAUUGUGAACGUCCUUGAGAGCCAGGUUGACAUGGUCAAAGGAGACGCUGAAAGGCAGCGAUUGCAAAGGGAGGAGUUAGAACUAGAGUUUCAUGCCUUUAAACAGCAAAUUCACUCCGUCAAAAGUAGUGACUUAGACAUGAAAAGCCAUCUAAAUGAGAAAGAGAAAUGUCUUCAGGAGGUCCUUCAACGUGUUCAAAUUCUCGAGAAAGAGAUUGCCACCAAGGAUAUAGAGAUUGUCCAACAUAAAGCUCACAUUAAUGAGCUCAAUCUGCAUGCUGAAGCUCAAGCUAGAGAGUUUAAACAAACGUUUAAGACGUUGGGGGCAAUGGCCGAUCAAGUUAAACCUGAUGCUUCUGCUCCUCACGUCUCAAAUUCACCAUCAAAGAAACUAGAAAGAAAUGGAUCAAGGACACGGGGUUCUGGUUCCCCUUUUAAAUGCAUUGGGAUAGGCUUGGCACAGCAAAUGAAGUCUGAGAAAGAUGAGGAGCUUGCUGCUGCAAGACAUAAAAUCGAAGAGCUUGAAGCAUUGGCUGCAAGCCGGCAAAAAGAGAUAUUCACGCUGAAUGCAAAAUUAGCUAUGUCGGGGAGCAUGACUCAUGAUGUGUUGCGUGAUUUGUUGGGCAUAAAGUUGGAUAUGACUACUUAUUCGUUGUUAGUGGAUGGCCACCAAAUCGAGGAAAUAACUGAAAAGCGUCAAAUUCAUGAUGCUGAAGGACAAUUGAAGGAAGAGGAAGUUAGCAAGCUAAAACAACAAUUGAAUGAGUUGGUCAUGGAGCGAAAAGGAUGGCUGGAGGAAAUUGAAAGGAAACAGGCUGAGAUAGUUGCUGCACAGGUUCUAUUGGAACAACUCCGUCAAAGAGAUCGUUUACUUACAACUGAAAACGAAAUUUUCAAGACCGAAAUUUCUAAUCACAAGAUGAAGGCAAUCGAGCUUGAAGCUGAAGUAAAGAAAUUAUCGGGCCAGCAAAAUCUUCAACAAAGAAUUCAUCAUCAUACCAAAAUAAAGGAGGAGAACAAUACAUUAAAGACUCAGAAUGAUGAACUGAGCCGUAAGCUGAGAAAAACAGAUGUCAUCCUUUGUCGUGUUAAGGAAGAACUUGCUAGCCUGCGUGCAGCCAGCGGGAUAAACUCCAAUUAUGUGGAAACUGAGCUAAAACUCAACACAAAACUUAAGGAAAAGGAAGAAGAGAGGGAUCAAUUAGCACAGAAGUUGGCAGCAUUAUACACCAGCAUUUUAAAGGCGGCUGGAGUAACGAGGCUGACAUCUGAUGUAAGCGUCUCUGCUGCUGAAGAAGCAUUGGAGCAUCUCCAGAGUCGUGUCAACACCCUCGAAAAGGAAUUACAAGAUCUGCAAUAUAAGAAUAGAAUCAGUAAUGAACGAAUACGAUUGUUUGAACUCAUGCCACAAAUGGGUGAGGAGAAUCGACAAACCAACAACAAUAGAGCAUCAUCUCGAAGCCCAUUUCUUUCGACUUUAGAUCGGUGAAGCUUCGUUUGACAUUCAAGAUUUCUUGAAAAAGAUUGUGGGUAUAUGAAGUUAUGUAUGUUUGUAUAGUUUACUUCUUCACAUUUUGUAAAGAGGUGGUUUUGGUAGAUGUAAUCUUAUUAACACACUUUUGGGACAGUGGAGUUUGUAUAGUUGAUGGUACAUUUGUAAAUCAACAUUCAAAUUUGAGGUUAUAAAG